Micromonas pusilla CCMP1545 is the source of this 1977-nucleotide messenger RNA. RefSeq lists its product as uncharacterized. The coding region runs from base 1 to 1977 and encodes 658 amino acids. Gene Ontology annotation, biological process: attachment of GPI anchor to protein. The transcript has a single exon. Gene Ontology annotation, cellular component: GPI-anchor transamidase complex; membrane. Lineage: Eukaryota; Viridiplantae; Chlorophyta; Mamiellophyceae; Mamiellales; Mamiellaceae. The record is from RefSeq and is a predicted model, not a curated record.
AUGUCCCCGCGCGAUGUCCUCCUUCACGGCGGCGCCGCGCUAGUGAGGCACCACGCCGUCGCGUCCGUCGUCCUGUGCGCGCUCGCCCUCCUCGCGACGCUCGCGUUCCCGCUCCUCGCGAGAAAGUUUUUCGUGGACGAGAACGCGUUCAUCUUGGGCGCGGCGUCGACGUCGUUCGACGCGGUGGACGCCAAGGCGGCGGCGUCGCACGCGGCGAACGCGAGGGAGGCGAUACGCGUCGGGGUAUCGAGCGGCGUGGACGCCACGGACGCGCUCCGGGGGUGGGUCUCGGAGGAACUCGAGAAGAUCCGUCUCGACGUGUUCGCGCACGAAUUCGCGCGGACGCCUCCUCGCGGAUCGCGCGCCAACGCGACCGUCGGACGCAAUCUCCACGGCAUCGCGCGCGCGAGAAAGGGCAACGGCCGCGAGGGCAUCGUCCUCGUCACCCCCAUCGGAGACCCGCGCUCGGACGGCCCGGACGCGGACGCGGACGCGCUCGCGCUGCUCCUCGCGCUGACGACGAAGCUCAGAGACGCCCCGUGGCUCGCGAAGGACCUGUGCUGGCUCGUCCCGGACGCGCGCGUCGCCGGGCCGGUCCCCGCGACGGACGCGUGGCUCCGCGAGUACCACCACCCCUCCGGAAGUGCCGGAGAGAGAUUCGGGAGAGUCGGCGCGAUACAGCAAGCGUACGCCGUGGAGCUGCCGCGCGGCGCGUCCUUCGACCGACUCCGCGUCUCGAUGGAGGGAAGGAACGGCGCGCUGCCGAACAUGGACCUGGUGAGCGUCGCGAUCGCGCUCGGCCGAGGGCUGGUCACGACGAGAGGCGACGCGACGCGCGUUAAGCGGCCGGAGCUGGAAGGCGGCUGGGCGCGCGUCGAAAGCGCGGCGAGACCGCUCGUCGGGAGGCGCGCGGCGGCGGGAUACGUCGGGGACGCGCGGUCCGUCGUCGCGUUCAUGCGUCGGCUCGCGAGCGGGACGCCCACGGGCGCGCACGCGUCGUUCAAGUCGUUCGCGAUGGACGCGAUCACGCUCCGCGGGUUCAUCGAGGGACGAGACGAUGGGGGGAGAAGAAGGGGGCGCGUGUCGUACGACGGCGCGAGGGCGUUUCACGCGUUUGGGAUUCUUCUCGAGUCGCUCACGCGGAGCAGUAACAACCUCCUCGAGCUGUUGCAUCACUCGAUGUUUUACUACGUCAUCGUGGACGACUUUCGGUUUUUGUCCAUCGCGGAGUACGUCGCGCCGUCGGCGAUGAUGUUGUUCGCGAUGGUCCUGACCGCGGGCGCGAUCGCCGGGCGCGGGUGGAACCCGACGAGCCGACCGCCGAGGACGGAGCAGGAGGAGGAGGAGGAGGAGGAGCCGCCCCCCGCGCCGCCGUCGCACGACUGGUCGUCCGCGUUCGCGGUAGCGUUCGCGGCGCACCUCUCCGGAUGCCUCGCGGGCGCGACGUGCGUAUUCGCCCACGACGCCGGGCUAGGUCUCGGGGUCGUCGCCGCGGCGACGUGGGUCGUCGCGUACGGCGGCGCGGCGGUCGCUCAUCUCGCGGCUUCGAAUUUUGGAUUCUUCGACGCCCCCCGGGGUCCCGGGGUCGAGCCCGCGUGGAGCUCGCUGUGGGUCGUCACCCUGAGCGUGACGUCCACCGCGCUCGGCGCGCUGACGUUCUUUAACUUCGCGCUCGCGCUGCCGGUCACCGCGGUGCUCGCGCCGCUGUGUCUCGCCGCGGGGAGAGGGCCGGGGUCGAGCGGACGCGCGGCGGCGACGGCGCUGGCGCCGCUGGCGUUCGCGCUUCCGUUCGACGGUGGCGCGACGAGCCUCGGCGCGCUCGCGUCGCACCACCGGAGCUGGACCGGCGGGACGUUCGCGCUGCCGCUGAUGUUUGGCGUGGUGUGGCCUGCGGUGAUGCAGUGCGCGUUGAUCGCCGCGGCGAGGAGGCCGACGCGCGCGCGACGACGCGUCGACCGAGGGAAGAAAACUCGGUGA